AUGAGCAAAAACCUGAUCAGCUCACCCAUCAGGAUUACCACGAAUAUAACAAGGGUUUACCUGCUCGACCUGUCUAGUAACAGAUUUACCAGUGUGGAAAAUCCCCCAGUUAAUUUCACCCAGUCCCUGGAUCCAUGUGCGUUACGGAAUGUCAGCACCCUGAAUCUCUCUCGAAAUGCUAUACACGUUAUCUCCCCUGACGCUUGUCUAGGAGGCGUUUUGACUCUGGAUCUGAGUCACAACCAGCUACAGACUCUCGGGGCUUUGAUUCCGGUAAACAGGAUAUCGGUGUUCAAACUGAAUGACCUUUAUCUAGCGGGUAAUCAGCUACACGCUGUGUCACCAGAAACGUUCAUGGCAGCUAAUACACUACGAGUCCUUGACCUUCGUUCCAAUGAGUUCACUGUAGCCCCGAGUUUACAGAGACUUGUGUCUAACAACACAUUUAGAAAUCUCUACCUUUUAGGUAAUCCACUGCAGUGUGACUGUAGUGCAGCCUGGCUGAGGUAUACACCUAUCAAUUACAAAAUUGACCACGCCCGCUGCCACUCGCCUCCUGACAAAGAGUUACUCCUUGUACAGUGCUACAAUGUGACGGAUUGUGAGGCGAACAGGACGUCAGUGUCUGUGUCCUACUCCAUACCAACUGUUUGUAAAGAGGACUCCGCCAUUGUGCUUCGGGAUGUCACCACUGACACCGCCGGUGACGAUGUGGUCAUCCAUUGGUCAGUGCAUGGUCCAGGUACCAUUACUGGUUUCCGGCUGACAUACAGGGAAGACGCUGGAUCUGACGACGACAAGGAGAAUCUGUACCAUCCAGAGAAGCGCUCUGCUGUCCUGUUCGAUCUGGAGUCUGGUCACAGUUACAACGUCUGCAUAUGGGCAGAGGUAUACCCCGACUCCCGAACAGAACCGGUCUGUGUGCAUGUAGAGGCAUAUCCCGAGUCGGUCCCGACUACAGAACCGGGAUAUGUUGAGAGCGUUGCUAACAUUAAUGUAGAAAUUAUGGCUCUGGGAAUAGCACUAGGUGUUUCUGUGUUGAUUAUUAUCGUGCUCGUGGCUUGUCUGAUCGUCAGGUCAAAGAGGGAUGUAAACAAGAAGUUUGGUGAAACCCUUGCCCGGCGAGGAAAUCUCUAUUCUCACGCUCAGGGAGAGGUUGGAAACACACCUGGUGUUGACUUAAUGUAUGAGAAUAUAGAGUAA
Liolophura sinensis is the source of this 1203-nucleotide messenger RNA. RefSeq lists its product as uncharacterized. The transcript has a single exon. NCBI's taxonomy places the organism in Eukaryota, Metazoa, Mollusca, Polyplacophora, Chitonida, Chitonidae. Gene Ontology annotation, molecular function: protein binding. The record is from RefSeq and is a predicted model, not a curated record. Bases 1 to 1203 code for a protein of 400 amino acids.